Melitaea cinxia (Glanville fritillary) is the source of this 2102-nucleotide messenger RNA. Its product is annotated as RING finger protein nhl-1-like. The coding region runs from base 1 to 1995 and encodes 664 amino acids. Gene Ontology annotation, biological process: protein polyubiquitination; proteasome-mediated ubiquitin-dependent protein catabolic process. The transcript has 9 exons. NCBI's taxonomy places the organism in Eukaryota, Metazoa, Arthropoda, Insecta, Lepidoptera, Nymphalidae. Gene Ontology annotation, molecular function: ubiquitin protein ligase activity; metal ion binding; protein binding. The record is from RefSeq and is a predicted model, not a curated record.
AUGGCGGAAAAAAUUAAAAAGAAGCCAUCGUUUUUCAAUUUAAGAAGGUGGAAUAGCCAGAGGGGUAUUGAAGAAAGCCCCCCAACUCCAACUCCUCAACCAAAGACAAGUCCGCCUUCGUUCAAACAAGCGACAUUUCCCACAACUAGAUCUCUGAGUACAUCUUCAACCGAAUUAAAAUCAAGAAAACUUUCUGCCGGUGGCAUCAAGGACCUAGUGCAGUGUUCCUUAUGCCUUGAAGUCCUCUACAACCCUAAGAUGCUGCCGUGUCAACACACAUUUUGUUUUGCGUGUCUCAAAAGCUACGUAACAGAUUCGUCUGUUAUUUCUUGUCCCAUCUGUCGCACAAGGAUACACAUCCAGGGAACAAAUUUCAUAGAAGGUUUACCAUCAAAUCUCUAUAUAGACACUCUUUUAAGUAUGAUUGGUAUCGAUACCGGUUCGAAGGUAGAAGAAGCUCCAAUGACACCGAACACGCAAUCUGUUGAGCUAUUUGCCGGCGGUGUGAGAUGUUCCCACUGCAAAACUAUGUGCGAUAAUUCGGAUGUUACUGCUUGUGAACAUUGUAAACUGUCCUUUUGUCGAGUUUGUUGGUCGCAACAUUUGGAAGAUAUGCGUUCACAAUUAGGAUCAAUCCUAAAAGAAAUAAACUCUGCCGCAAGCCGCUUUGAACAUAAAACGGAACAUCACAAGGAUCGUUGCGAUCACAUUGUUGAACAAAUAAACAUAGCUGCAGAGGAAAAAAUAAAUGCUAUUCUCGAAGCUAAAAUGAGUUUGUUAAAAGAUGUUGCAGAGUUAAAACAUUCGGGUGAUAUGUCCGCUUUAGCUUUAAAAGUAUCAUUGGAUGAAGCUCGUGAAGUAGCAACUAAUGCUAUGGGUGAAAAUAAGAACAUAAGUGACCAUGAAAGGGUGAUGACUUUUAUAAAUCUGCAUCAAACUACGCUUCAACUUCUAUCAGAAGUUUCUAAAUGGGACGUCGAGCAGUUUGCCUUCGAUAAAGAGAAUUUUAAAAUCGAAUCAGAUACAACAACACCAUGUGACGCAGAAUCAGACGAGCCUGUGCCUGAUGUUGCCAAACCAAAUGAUCCCAUGGAAAGUGAAGGAAGCUUAAUACAUUGGUAUAGAUCUCGUAAUUUCGAUCCACAUUACAUGUGGCGGAAGACGUCUCGCCCUGCAGGCAUUGGUGUUAGCCCUUGGAAAAACCAUCUUUAUAUUUGUGGUAUGGACAGUCACAGCGUACUCGUUGUAGAGCGAACUCAAGCCAAAAUUGUUACCAGAUUAUCAUGUGACGACAUGCUUUGUCCAGUACAAAUUGCCUUUAUGAAAAGUAUAGGCGAGAUCUAUGUUACAGAUAAAUGGAAACAUUGUAUACACGUAUUUUCCAAAGAUGGUGAAUAUUUAAGAUCUAUAGGACAAAAAGGAAGCCGUGUCGGUAUGUUUCGUUCACCAGAAGGCAUUACCACGGACAAUGCAAAUAACUUGAUCUACGUAGCUGAUACUGGAAACGAUCGAGUUCAGGUAAUCGAUAUUGAAGGGAAAUUUGUUGACCAAUACGGAGUAUCUACAAAGCCACAAGCGAUACACACAUCCAGCUUAUGGGAAACGAAAGAGGUAGUCUGUACGGAAUUUAACGCACCCACCUCUGUCGCGAUCACAAACGAUCGAGUCAUCAUAUUAGACAGCGGAAAUCGACGAGUAAAAAUAUAUAACAAACAAGAUAAAAGUAAAAUAUUGGAAUUCGGUUCUUUGGGACAAAGAAAGGGACAAUUUCGGCAGCCAGAAGUAUUAGCAGUUGAUCCUAUGGGCUUUAUACUUGUAGGAGACUCCGGUAAUUGUAGAGUUCAAGUUUUUAAAUCAAACGGUCAAUUGGUACGAGUGUUUGGUAGACUUGGAACAGAGCCUGGAAAGUUUGGAUGGAUUUCUGGGUUACACGUCACUAAGCAGUUGGAUAUUAUCGUAAGCGACACAAAGAAUCAUUGCGUUAAUUUCUUCUGAUUUUAAUAUGUAUAUAAUAUAUUACUAGAAGUAUUUGGUAUCAUAUGUAAACAUAACAUCACUUAUAAAAUAAAUGAUUGUGUAUAAACUGAUAAUGUAAACAAAAA